Molecule: messenger RNA, 1540 nt
Organism: Scheffersomyces stipitis CBS 6054
Lineage: Eukaryota; Fungi; Ascomycota; Pichiomycetes; Serinales; Debaryomycetaceae
Gene: ARP4
Product: Arp4p
Exons: 1
Coding region: 13-1497 (494 amino acids)
Biological process (GO): regulation of transcription by RNA polymerase II
Cellular component (GO): SWI/SNF complex; NuA4 histone acetyltransferase complex
Molecular function (GO): chromatin binding
Source: RefSeq, a predicted model, not a curated record
CAAACUGUUGCUAUGUCCUCAACAGCUAACAGCGCUUCAGUGUAUGGUGGGGAUGAGAUCAACGCCAUAGUGCUAGAUCCAGGCUCGUACCAUACGCGGAUUGGGUACGCUGGAGAUGAUUUCCCUAAGGUUAUAACUUCCUCCUACUACGCUUCUGCGUCGAAUGAGCCAAUGGAAGCCGAGAAGGAAGACUCCAAAAUUGGUAGCAAGUCAACCAAGAGGAUUUUUGGAGAUGCCAUCGAUGUUCCUCGGUCGAAUUACAACGUUCAUCCCAUACUCAAAGAUUCAGUAAUUGUUGACUGGGAUGCUGCUUUGGACCAAUACCACCAUUUCUUCAAGAAUGUAAUGAACGUCACGUAUGAAGAGCAGCCAGUGUUGAUCACAGAGCCCGUAUGGGCAGAGCCAAAGUAUCGUCAGACUUUGGUGGAGAAUUUCUUUGAAUACUACGAUUUCCCAGCAUUAUAUUUGGCCAAGGCUCCAUCUUGUGUCUCUUUCCAACAGGGUAGACCGAACUGUUUGGUGGUGGAUAUUGGCCAUGACUCUGUGAGUGUGACCCCUGUCAUUGAUGGUAUAUGCAUGAUGAAGAAUACCAUGCGAACGCAUUAUGCUGGUCAGUUUUUGGUGGAUCAAGUCCAAGACCAUCUAGCCAAGUACAAAGAUUUAUCUGUAGAGGGUACUUACAAAAUCAAGUCAAAGACACCUACAGUAUACCCUGAAAAUGCAGAGUUCACCACAAGAACGCUUCCUGAAGAUAUCACGGCGUCGUAUGAUGAGUACCAGAAACUGAAAAUCUGGCACGAGUUCAGAGAAACUAUGCUAGAGGUCCCAGAGCGCAAACUAGCCAAUAACAACAUGCAGCAGCUGGCCACCAUGAAGGAGUUCUACACUCUGGAUGCCAAUACCAGAUUGUUUGAAUUCCCUACUGGACAGUCGUUACUGUUGAACUAUGAUAGGUUUGUGUUUGCGGAUUCGAUCUUUGAUCCUUCUAUCUAUAAAUUUGCCAACCAAGAGUUGACCAGCAAGUAUCCCCCCAACAACGGAGUUCUUUCGAUUAAGAGUAAGUAUGACGACUACAGACCACUAAAGAGAGUGCGCAAGGCAGAGUCUAACCAGUCCACGCCUCCGCCGGGUGACAGUCCUACCAAGCCCAGCAAGAACGGCAAGCACGAAGUCCGAGGCUUGUCGCAGUUGAUCACUCAUACGUUGUCAACCAUUGACAUUGAUCUACGCACCUCAGUCGCACACAACAUUAUUGUGACUGGUGGGGUUUCGUUGGUGCCUCAAUUGACGGAAAGAUUGUACAACGAGUUGACCAACACCAAUCCAGGGCUCAAAAUCAGGUUACACGCUGUGGGAAAUUCAACAGAAAGGUUGAACCAGGCAUGGAUCGGAGGCAGCGUUCUAGCAUCGUUGGGAACGUUCCACCAGAUGUGGGUCAGCAAACAUGAGUACGAAGAGGCAGGGGCUGAAAGAAUCUUGAACCAGAGAUUUAGAUGAACUGUAUGUAUAGUAGAUGUAAAAUCAAUUUAAAAGUACCUUU